Molecule: messenger RNA, 2467 nt
Organism: Cyclopterus lumpus (lumpfish)
Lineage: Eukaryota; Metazoa; Chordata; Actinopteri; Perciformes; Cyclopteridae
Product: MANSC domain-containing protein 4-like
Exons: 3
Coding region: 167-1324 (385 amino acids)
Source: RefSeq, a predicted model, not a curated record
CCGUGACACACCUGGAGAAAGAGAGAGAGAGAGAGAGAGAGCGAGACUGGCACCAGUAAAAAGCACACCACUUCAUGCCUGCCAGCUCCCAAACAAAUAGCUCCGCAGACAUGUCUCGGCUUUGUCCAGAUGGCGAUGUGACAUGGUCUGAUUCACACCGCGCGCCAUGAACGCCACACGGGGUCUGCUGACGGUUCUGAGUCUGGUGUGCCACUCGGAGUCCAGAUGCUCGCCGACGUCAUAUUAUAAGAACUGCUGGAUUCGACGGUUUCCGGGGAUUUUCAUCGACAUCGAGGAGUCUCAGCGCAGAGGAGCGCAGCUCCUGAAGAGUUACCAGGAGGAGACGGCGCUCACAUGCAGCCGCACCUGCUGCCUCACGAGGAACUUUUCCUGUAAUCUGGCCAUAUUUCACUAUGACACCACUCAAGAGAACUGCUUCCACCUGCACUGUCCAACCCUGGAGAGCUGUAUUCUCAGCCACAGAGGCAACGCUGUUCUGUAUAAUAUCACUAAGGGCGUGGAUCCCGACCUGUUGGUGUUUGGGAAAUACUUCAGCUCCAAUGUGCGCGUGUUACCCCUCCACUACAGCCGAGGCAACGCCUCAGAGCCGCUGCCCUCGGACAAACGCCAGUUUAUGCACCCGCCUCCGCCCGCUGCACUGCCUCUGACUUCAGCACCCACAGUUAAACCCCCCACCACAGCAAGCAGGGUGCUCCCCACCACCACCACCACGCAGCCAGGCACCAGACAGCCUUCAACACUGCCCACAACUACAGCUCCCUUAUCUUCCACUCCAGAGACUCUCCUCACGACCUCCACCACUUCUCGUGCACACAGCUCGACGACGCCUCCUUCGUCCAGCGCAACAGCCGCCCUCAGCUCUGCCUCUUCUGCCACAUCUGCACAGCCUUCCACUUCCCCAACCCAUCAUCAUCAUCAUCACACCACCACCACCUCUCAGCUGGCCACCAGCCCUCCAACUCCCACAGGCCUUCUGGCCAGUGUAGAGGGCAGCGAGCAAUACCCCAACGGCACCGCGGGCAGCUCGGGGAGGAACCACACUGCAGGCAGUGAUGAAGGUCAAGGGGUCAGCGGAGAGGACGACCUCGAAGGUUUGGGGCCUGGCUGGCACGUAGCCGCUCACACCUUGCUGGUCGCGGUGGCCAUCUGCGUCACCGUGCUGCUGAGCUGCUGUUGCUCCGUUCUGCUGGUCGUGAGCUGGAGGGGUCAGAGGAAGAGGAUGGGCCGCUACCGAACAUCGUGGAGGGGGGAAAAAGGCUCCAUGCGUCUGAUCAAAUACGUGCUGGUCAGAGAAAACUCCUGAAAGUCCGGCCCGGGCAGAAAAGAAGAUGGAAGUGACUUUUUCUCUUUUGUUUACAGCCAGGUUUGAAUGAGGGAAUCCAGGUGGAAGAGAUUUUAAUUGACAAAUUAGAAUUUGUACCGUUAUAUUUUUGUAAAAAUAAUGUUCACAUAGUGGAUUAUUUAAUAGCAGGGACAUUGCUUUAUAUUGCUUUAUUGCAAGCAGAUAGGGCUGAAAAUAUUUGAUAUAUAACAGAUGCAUUGAGGUGACAAUUCUGUACUUUGUCCUGCACCGGUCACUCUUUUGAUAUUGGGCUUCUUCUUUCAGACUAGUGGAGAGAAAACUUCCAAAAUACACAGUUUCUGUUCUCCUUAACUCACCAAAUGUUAGCAUUAUACAAUGCCUCGUAUGUAUAUUUAGAUGUACAAUUUCAAAAACUUUAAAAAAGUCAUUAGAAAUCAACUUGUUUUUUUUUACCCCAUCUGUCGUGUAUUGUAAAAUGACAAUUUUACAAUACAAAUCUUAAAUGGCCUUUUGGCUUUAUGCAAAUUAGCACAUAUGUAACAAGAUAAUGACUCAUUUGCAUAUUAAAACACCAUUUUGCAAAACUUGCACUACAAAAAAAACCUGUCCUAAUGUAAGUAUUCUUUUACCCUAUUCACCUGUCGUGCCCCCCCCCCCCUCCCACUGGUUGAAGGGAUUAUCGAAUACAUAGUUUCUCUCGUGAUGCAAUGACUUUAGACAGAAGAGCCAAACUCAGUCAAUGCAUUAGACCGCAGCAAUUUGCCUCCAGAAAGACGAUAUGAUGCCCGUUUGGCUAACAUACAUUUUUGAUGUACUUCAAUGAGUUUAAGCUGAUGUUGAUUCCAAACCUCCAGGACUCAAGUGGGAUUUAAUGGGCACUUCUAUAGAAGAAAAAAAGAAAUGCUCCAAUUUGACUGUGCGAUGACGGACUACAUUUUGCCUUGUGGCCCCUCAGUGUUUAACCCUCCUUUAGUCCUAGCACGUCUCCUCAGUGCAUCGGGUUUCUUCUGACCUAAAAGGGGCACGGACCACAGACCAAAACUCCUUCAGGUACCUUUCAACAAGCUGCUGCUGAAAGCAUCCUUUCACUGGGGCCGCCACUCCUCCACCUGACAGCGACGAGAGUGGGAUGAGAGUUUAGGC